Molecule: messenger RNA, 1194 nt
Organism: Maniola jurtina (meadow brown)
Lineage: Eukaryota; Metazoa; Arthropoda; Insecta; Lepidoptera; Nymphalidae
Exons: 2
Coding region: 1-1194 (397 amino acids)
Source: RefSeq, a predicted model, not a curated record
AUGUCCAACAAAAUUCAAUGCAAUAAGUCAAUACUAAAACAAAAUGAAGAAACAGAAAGUCUACAUGAACUAUUACCGAAAUUCUGGAACAUUGAAGAGAUUCCAAAUAAAACAUGCCUUACUAAAACAGAAAAGGCCUGUGAACAACAUUUUGUAUCCAAUACCACUCGAUUGUCAAGUGGAAGGUUUUGUGUUCAACUUCCACUCAUUGAUACACCAGAUUGUUUAGGUGAUUCCUACACCAUGGCUAAGCAGCGAUUUCUAAAUUUAGAAAAGCGUUUUAGGAGAAAUCCGCAGAUCAAAGAACAAUACGUCGAAUUUAUUCGCGAAUAUGCUGCGCUUGGUCAUUUAGAAUUUCUUGCUAUAACUACACCACCUGAACUUUCCUAUUUUUUGUGUCAUCAUGCUGUAUUCAAAGAGACAAGCGAGUCAACGAAAAUUAGAGUCGUCUAUGACGGAUCUGCCCCUACCCCUUCAGGCUACGCGCUCAAUGACAUUCUGAUGGUGGGGCCAAAUAUCCAGGAUUCACUCUUUGCUAUUCUAAUUCGAGCCAGACAAUAUAAAUUUUUACUAACAGCUGACAUCGAAAAAAUGUAUCGGCAAAUUGCAUUACAUGACGAUAAUCAAAAUCUCCAAUUAAUUUUAUGGCGAGAACAUGAAUCGGAACCAAUUAAAAUAUUGCGUCUAAAAACCGUAACGUACGGUCUAGCAAGUUCAAGUUUCUUAAGCACACGUUGUCUUUGGCAAUUAGGACACGAGUGUACAGACAAAUCAAUCGAAACAAUAAUUAAAAAUGAUUUCUAUGUCGAUGAUCUCAUUACCGGAGCUAACACCGAGGACGAACUGAUAUAUAUUCAAAAUUCGGUAUCUAAUACUCUUAAGUCUGGAUGCUUCAACCUUCGGAAAUAUCGAUCCAAUUCUAAAUCAAUUUUGAAUGCCAUAAAUCCAGAAGAAAAACUAAGCAUUAGUUCCUCCACUUCCACUUUAGGACUUGGGUGGACUCCAGGGAAUGACAAACUUCAGAUAUCAUUCCAGAUCCCUGACAAAUCAUCAAAGAGCUCUGUGGAGCUCUCCUGGCGGCUAAAUUAUCCAAAACCGUCGUCGAAUCUCUUCGAUGCUCGGUUUCGCGUCAGGUGCACUGGUGUGACUCCACAGUGGUUCUUGGAUGGCUUAAUACUAACUGUCGAAAAUUGA